CGCGCGCUUCCUAGUUGACUUGUUUUAAUCGGCUGGCGCCGGAGUUUACUUCAGUCGUUCAACCGCGUUCCUCGUUGGAGUACGUUUACCAAUUUCAUCUAAUCCUAUCCCAAUACUAUCAGUACUAGUGUCGUCGCAUGGCAAGCUGUAUUUAUUCAGUAUUACGAAUGCUAUGACACAAUCUUGUGAAGUCUUAGCUAUGAUGGAUGCACAUACUACGACAUUUGGUCGUAAACGCGGCUGUACAAUUUCAAGAUGCGGUGCAUUUUUACUCACGACAUUUUUCAUCCUUGGUAUUGUAGCGACAGGGUUACUAGUAUAUCAUUUUGCGCCUUGUCUUAAUGGUAAAUCUGUCGACAAUGCGGACAAUUUUGCGGACAGUGCACUCUUGAAUUCCGCACGGACAUUCGCCACGGCAGAUGCGCACAAAAAAAAGAUUGACGUUCGUCUACCCAAGUCGGUAAUUCCUGAUUCUUAUGAAAUAAAAUUGAUGCCAUUUAUUUGGGAAGGGAAUUUCACAUUUAAUGGCGAGGUAACUAUUUAUGUGAAUGUAACAAAGGAUACUAAGAACAUAACACUGCAUGCAGCAGAUAUGAAAAUAGAUUAUCAACGAACAACAAUAAAAGAAUAUAAUAAUAAUUCUAGUACUAAAAAUGUAGGUAAAUGGUUUAAAAUAUUUGACCAAACAAACGACACUGCCAGACAAUUUCACAUAAUCCAUACUAGCGAGACUUUAAAAGCUGGCACGCAGUAUGUAGUUUACCUAAAGUUCAUUGGCUAUCUCAAUGAUUACCUCCAAGGCUUCUACCGAAGUUCUUACACUGCGGGAAACCAAACAAGAUGGAUCGCAACAACUCAAUUCCAAGCCACUGACGCUCGACGUGCAUUUCCGUGUUUCGAUGAACCCGCACUUAAAGCUAAGUUUCAAAUAAGUAUUGCGCGACCUACAAAUAUGACGUCUGUGUCAAAUAUGCCUCGAAUAGGCCAACCUGAACCAGUGCGUGGAAUGCCUUCGUAUGUUUGGGAUCACUAUCAACGUUCAGUGCCAAUGUCAACUUACUUAGUAGCAUUUUUAGUUUCUGAUUUUGAAGUUUUGAAGUCGGCUGAUAAUUUGUUUGGAGUUUGGGCACGUCGAGAAGCUAUCGAACAGGCGCGAUACAGUUUAGACAUUGGGCCUAAGAUACUUAAACACUACGAAGACUAUUUCCAAAUUAAAUUUCCGCUUCCAAAAAUGGAUAUGGUUGCAUUACCAGAUUUUGCUGCCGGCGCUAUGGAAAACUGGGGCUUAAUUACUUACAGAGAAACAGCAAUGUUGUUUCAAGAAGGCGUAUCAACCAGUAAUAGUCAACAACGUGUGGCAACAGUAAUUGCUCAUGAAUUAGCUCAUCAGUGGUUUGGAAACUUGGUGACUCCCAGUUGGUGGUCGGAUCUAUGGUUAAAUGAAGGAUUCGCCAGCUACGUCGAGUACAUUGGUGUUGAUUCCGUAGAGCCAGAUUGGAAAAUACUCGAACAAUUCGUCACUUACGAAGUACAGAAUGUAUUUAAUCUCGACGCUUUGGCUUCAUCCCAUCCAAUAUCUAUCGAAGUCGGACACCCAGACGAAAUAAGUGAAAUAUUCGACCGAAUUUCUUACGGCAAAGGCGCUUCAAUAAUUCGUAUGAUGGAUCACUUCUUAACUACUAAAGUAUUCAAGCAGGGAUUAACGAACUACUUGACCGCUAAAGCGUACGGUAACUCAGAACAGAAUGAUCUUUGGAAUGCAUUAACAAAUCAAGCGCACAAGGAUCACGUAUUGUCAACAAGUGUUACCGUAAAACAAAUAAUGGAUACUUGGACUCUUCAAACUGGUUUUCCAGUGGUUACAGUUAUACGUGAUUAUAAAUCAGGCAGCGCUUAUUUAACUCAAGAACGUUUUAUGCUUCAAAAUAGUACUACAGAAGUAUCAAUGGGUGAAUCGUUAUGGUGGAUACCAAUAACGUACACUACUGAAGCUGUCAAAAAUUUUAACAACACCAAACCAUCACACUGGAUGAAUGCUCAACGUUCGUUGUCAUUAUCAAACAUUGGAGCAUCAAAUAACCAAUGGGCUAUUUUCAAUAUUCUUGAAACGGGAUUCUAUCGUGUUAAUUACGAUAAAGUAAACUGGCAAUUAAUCAUAAAACAAUUAAACACAGCUAAUUACAAAGAUAUAUCAACAAUAAAUCGCGGUCAACUAAUUGAUGAUGCCCUUAAUUUAGCCCGUGCUGGAAGAAUUGAUUACUCGACUGCACUUGAUGUUACUUCUUAUUUGGCCCAUGAAACGGAAUAUGUACCUUGGAAAUCGGCUCUAACAGCUUUGAAUUAUCUUGAUAAUAUGUUGAAUAAAUAUCAGGGUUACGAUAGGUUUAGAGUUUAUAUGCUUAAGCUUUUGGACAAUGUCUAUCGCGAAGUAGGUUUUAAAGACACUCCUGGCGAUCCUCAACUCACCGUUUUUACACGUAUUGAUAUACUUCUUUGGGCGUGUACUUUUGGUCAUGAUGAUUGUGUUCGUAAUGCAGUUAUGCAAUUUCAAAAUUGGCGCAAUUCGCCAGAUCCAGAUACAAGUAAUCCAAUUUCACCGAACUUGAAAAGUGUCGUUUAUUGUACGGCAAUCAGAACCGGUGGGCAAGCUGAGUGGGACUUUGCAUGGGAACGUUAUCAAAAAACAAAUGUAGGAUCGGAAAAAGACUUACUUAUGUACGCACUUGGAUGCUCGAGAGAACCAUGGAUUUUAAGCCGGUAUCUCGAAUGGGCGACUACUGAAAACUCGGGAAUUAGAAAACAAGACACAUCACGUGUAUUUAGUGCUGUUGCUAAUAAUGCAAUUGGUCAACCACUCGUAUUUAGUUUUCUAAGAAAUCAAUGGGCUCGUUUGAGAAAAUUCUGUGGAUCAUCUUUAUUAGCAAUCAAUAAUAUUGUUAAAUCUGCCACCAAAAAAAUAAAUACAAAAUAUGAACUAAAAGACUUAUUAGACUUUGCACAAGAACAUAGCAGUGAAUUGGGUAGUGCUACACGAACUGUUCAACAGUCAGUCGAACAAGCUGAUGCAAAUAUUAGAUGGUUGGACAGGAAUUACAUCACAAUUCGCGAUUGGUUAUUGAGAAAUACCGCGUGAACAUGAUGACAAUAUAAAAAAAAAGUUUAAUGAAUGAGUUAAAUGAGUCUGAGUCGUUUGAUCUGAAUUGUUAGAUAUUUAAGAAAUUUUCUAUGAGCUUGUUAUUAAUUAUUAUACCAGCUCAUUAGAAAUAAAAAUUGUGUGGUUUGUUUUGUAUGUAUUUGUAAAUAUUUAAAAAAAUAUUGUAAUAUGUAUAUGAGUGAUUUAAACUGCUAAUAAGCAGCAAUAUUUUCGAUAAAUUGUUCUAAUUAUUAUAUAAUAUUAUAAAUUAUUAUUCAUAUUUUUUAUUACUAUUAUCAUUAUUAUUAUUAUUAAUAAUAUUAUUAUUAGUAUUAUAAA
This is a messenger RNA of Microplitis mediator, 3472 nucleotides long. It is a transcript of the gene superdeath, whose product is annotated as aminopeptidase N. NCBI's taxonomy places the organism in Eukaryota, Metazoa, Arthropoda, Insecta, Hymenoptera, Braconidae. Gene Ontology annotation, biological process: peptide catabolic process; proteolysis. Gene Ontology annotation, molecular function: peptide binding; metalloaminopeptidase activity; zinc ion binding. The record is from RefSeq and is a predicted model, not a curated record. Bases 173 to 3133 code for a protein of 986 amino acids. The transcript is spliced from 8 exons. Gene Ontology annotation, cellular component: cytoplasm.